AUGUCCUUAAAACGUAUUAAUAAAGAAUUAUCAGACUUAGGCAGGUAUGUGUUAUUAAUAUUAUUCAGUAAUAAUCCACAGUUAGUUUUAGUUUUGGUUUCUUAUUGAGCAUUUUCAAAUUUGCUGGAAUGUUCUAAAAUUUCAAAUCAUCAACAGCAAAUAGUCCAACAAGUUCAGCAUCAGCACCUAUUUAAUGAUGAUUCUAUUCAUUCAGAUAAUAAAUUAAAACCGUUGGUCGACUUUUUAGUUCGAAAUUACUAACUUUUACUUUUUUUUAGAGAUCCUCCAUCAAGUUGUUCAGCAGGUCCAGUUGGUGAUGAUUUAUAUCAUUGGCAAGCUUCUAUUAUGGGACCGCCAGAUUCUCCAUAUGCUGGUGGUGUAUUUUUCUUAUCAAUACACUUUCCAACAGAUUAUCCUUUCAAACCUCCUAAAAUUGCAUUUACAACUAAAAUUUAUCAUCCAAAUAUUAAUUCAAAUGGUAAUAUCUGUUUAGAUAUUUUGAAAGAUCAAUGGAGUCCAGCUUUAACAAUUUCUAAAGUUUUAUUAUCAAUUUGUUCAUUAUUAACUGAUGCUAAUCCUGAUGAUCCAUUGGUUCCUGAAAUUGCUCAUAUCUAUAAACAAGAUAGAAAAAAAUAUGAAGCUACUGCUAAAGAAUGGACUAAAAAAUAUGCUGUUUAA
Insectozyma verbasci is the source of this 678-nucleotide messenger RNA. Lineage: Eukaryota; Fungi; Ascomycota; Pichiomycetes; Serinales; Debaryomycetaceae. The record is from the annotation of a GenBank genome assembly.